UGUUGUCAAUGUUCAGCCGGUGAGCGUGGCAACCUGUGUAGUAUCUUAUGUGGUUGGGUGUUAACAGACUGACAAUGAAAACAUGGAGAUGAGACACCUGUAAUGUAUGAAACCCGGAGUCGUAACUGAACCAUGAAACUCGUCACUGUGGCCUUUUACGCUUUGGCUCUGGGGCUUCUGGCGGUUGGCCUGCGAGAGUUGCUGACUGGCUUCGAGGAGAACAGAUGCAGUAUGACCUAUAUGUUUGAAUACCCAGAAUACCGGCGUGUGGCUCUGCCUCGUCGUGUCGCCAGAUUGUACCCAGCGUACGGGCUCUACCUAUAUGGAGAGGGUCUGUACGCCCAGGAGACCAGAGCACUCAAACUCACCGGUGCCCCUGUGCUCUUCCUGCCUGGAAAUGCAGGCAGUUACAAACAAGCUCGCUCUCUGGGCUCUGUAGCCUUGAGGAAGGCUGAGAACAUGGAUGGGGGGCUCCACUUCAAUGUGUUCACUGUGGACUUCAAUGAGGAGCUGGUGGCCCUUUAUGGUGGCAGUUUGCUCAGACAAACUCACUUCCUGCAUGAGAGCAUUAAGGCCAUCCUGAGGCUCUACAAGCACCUGAAGACGCCCCCGCAGAGCGUGGUGCUUGUUGGUCACUCCAUGGGAGGAGUGGUGGCCCGGGCGCUGUUCACUUUGCCCCGCUUUAACACCAAUCUGGUCAGCCUCAUCAUCACCCAGGCCUCACCCCACCUAGCUCCAGUGCUUGCCUUGGACCCGUACCUGCUGGAUUUCUACUCUGCAGUGAGACAGAAGUGGGUGAACCACGCGAAAAAGCUCAGGAAUGUCACAGUUCUGUCUGUUGGGGGUGGUUACCGCGACUACCAGGUCCGCUCCGGCCUGACAUCCCUACCUUGUCCGCCUGGAGACCCCAAUAAGUUGUCACUGGUGGCAACUGCAGUACCCAGGACAUGGGUGUCCACUGACCAUCUGUCCAUCGUUUGGUGCAAAGAGCUUGUUCUUGCUACUGUCAGGGCAUUCUUUGACCUCAUCGACCCUGAAACCAGACAGUUCACAGUAAACCCAGAGAAGAAAAUGGCUGUACUUAACCAUCACUUCAUCAGACAUCCUGUCAGGAUGGUGGGAGAGACUCAAGACACCUCAAUCUCCAUCUCAGAUUUUCCUGAAGCAUGGAGUGAAGUUAACACACUGCGUCUAGCUUACAGCACACCAAAGGAAGGACAGGUUAAAUACUUUAUGUUUGCCCUGUCGAGUCGCAGGAAAGCCUACAGCCAUUUCUACUGCAGGAGCAACAACCUGGAGAUGACUAGCUGGGUGUAUGGCUGCGUGCACAAGAACAGUUCUUCAUGUGUGCAUGCAGUGGAUCUGUCCAUGGGAACUGAGCUUCUGCCACCCUACAAGGUUCUAAUUCUCAGUCUCAGUGACUUGUCAUCAGUUACUCAUCUGGUUGUUUCUGCCUCCAACCUCAAUGGCAAACAGUUCACGGUGGAGUGCGAGUGGCAGAGACAAGAAUCUCAGACUGUGUCUCUCCCAGCACCACAUGUUCUGUCCUUCGGUUUGUCCGUCAGCGAUGUUUCAGUCAACUCCUCUGGACUUCUUCACACCAUCAGGCUGCAACACUUCCACCAGGUCUAUCAGGCUUUCAGAAUCACUGUUGCAAGCCAGUGCAAAGUACAUAAAGAUAGGCUGCCCAAUGUGUACAGACUAAAUGUACCGUGGUUUCGAGAGGAUUCUUUAACCACAGUCAGUGUGCCAUCAGUGACUGAGAUCUCAGGGAUGCUUCACACAAGUCGCCCAGACAACACCUCAGGUGUCCUCCUUCAGCUCCACACUGCCCCCAACUGCCAAUAUAAGGUGUCAUUAAGGACUUCAUUACCCAAGGUGCUGGGACAGAUUUUGAGGUUCUGUGGCGCCAUGGUGCCAGUGUACACAGCUGUAACCCUCCUCCUGGCCUGUGGGGGGCAGCUGUCCUCCAUCCUGGCAUCUGGGCGAGCCACAGACAUGAGCCAGGUUGUGGGCAGAGGCCUGCAGCCUCAUAAAGUCAAUCUGCCUGUUUAUAUUCUGCACAUCUUACUUAGCUGUAGCUGCUUUCAGGAGGUCUGGUCAAUUCUUUACCUCCCCCCUAUGGAUACCCUCCCCCCAACUAUCCCUGAUGAGGGUGUGGUACCUGCUGAAGAAUGGCCCCACCUCCUGUCCCCUCUACACUACAUCUUCGGGGCAGCUGUGGCUUACUGGGGCAGCACACUGCUCCGCCUCCUAAUGAGAGUGAUCUCACUAAUAUUAGCUCCUCUACACAGACCAUCGGUCUCCAGAGACUGUGGUACCCUGCGACUGCGGACUCAGCUUCUCAUCAGUGUGUGUCUGACUGUUAUGGGUGGGAUGUCCUGCGGGGCGUUGUCAAUAUCUGCUGCCUUUCUGCUCCACUUUUACAGGGUACUGAGGCUACAGAUGACAGAAAGAUCUUUGAGUCACAUGUUGAAUCUGGCACCCCGGCAGCACAAAGAAGCUGAGAACGGCACAGUCGAAGCUGAAUCCUUGAGCAAGUCUAAAGAAUGCAAUAGUGCCACCCUGCUGUCUGAGUGUGUUCUGCAGGAGGUGAGAGAUGACUUACAGCUCCACCUCUGCCUAUCAGCACUCUUCACUCUACCCCUCAUGCUCAUCGCACCCUCUCUCAUCCACUGGAUCCGCAACCUGAGGUAUUCCACCCAGUUGGACCCAGACCCUUGUUGGCCACUCAUUGUGCCUCUUAUUACUGUGUACAUGCUGCUUAUUAACUGCAACACUUUAAAACUCAGCAACAGUAAAUUUCUGCCUCUGGCAUCCUGCCUUCCUCUCCCCUUGUCCAUCGCCAUGGUGACCUUCUCUCCACUCCACCUCUACAGAGUCACCUAUCUCCUGUUGGCAGCACUUGUCCCUCUGGCCUUGUGCUGUCUGCUCUGACGGUAUCUGUAUGGUUUUUGUCCACAUCUCUACCAUAACAAGCCUUUCCCUAAGCCUGACUUGCUGAAGCUGCUUGAGACUGAUUUGGUCCAGGAAGACGUGCUCUAUCUGGCUGCCGUGGAGCAGAGCCAUAGACAUACAUAGCUUGGGGGAACUGUCUGCUCAAUGUUAGCACUAAAAGCUCCAUGGCAAUUACACUAUGUUUUAAAAUGAGAGGCUGUAAUGGCCUUGGAACAUUUAGUGCGAAUAUGGCUCCAAAGGAUUGACCUGAAACCAAGUUUGCCUUACUCUGUAUAUCUAUAGCUCUGCCUUCAAGGAGCAACAACUCCACAACCAGUGAAGCUACUGAUACUAGAGAUUCUCAACAGGGUGUUACUGUUAAAAUGUGUCAUUUCUGGUGUCUACAGUGGCAUUGUUCACUGCAGUCACUACGCUGUAAACUACUUCACUGCCUACUGCUUAGCAAUGACUUAUAGCUGUGUGUUAUCUUAACCUAUUGACUGUCGUAGCACCACCACAGGUUUUUCCAUAAGAAAAAUCCAAAGUAAUCAUGUUUACAUUCUCCCAUAUACACCUUUUGAUACAGAUAGCAGCAAAAUGAAGGUUUGCACUGGAAAAGGCUUCAGUGCAUGUGCAGGUUCUAAUCAGUCUGUCAUUUUUCUGAAGAAGAAAAUUAUGAUUGACUCCAUCUUCUGUAAAAUACAGUGGUGUAGCCCAACAGUUUUUAUAGAUGUGGCCAGUCUGUGAGCUAUAUUUGUUCUGGGUUGGCAUAUAAAUUCUGUGACUUGUUUUGUCUUCUUUCUGCGUGGCAGUUCACCUUCAUGUCAUUCACUCUUUAAUUCCCUUACUUAGGCAACACUGACUGUUAAAUAAGGAGCAGGCUAGCAGCUUAUCCUAAAAUAAGCACCUAAUAGUCUUCUGGACAGAAAUAAAAGUGAUUUAUUUUCCUACUUGAAAGAAGUGUGUCAAGAACUCAAAGAGAAAGGCUACUUGGACUUUCAAAAUAAUCUAAAGUCAAUAUGUGGGUGUUGUGCAUGUGCAAAAACCUUUUCUCUCCACUUAAUGAAACUAGUCCAACCCAGCACUCCAUGUUCAGUCAUUCUCUUUAUAAAUUCAGGAUAAUGUUUAUUAUCACAGCACUGCUUCCAUUGGUACAGUUACACAAUUCCUCUUUAACAAAAACACUAUUCUCACUCACCCCCUACUUUGCUUUUGUUGUGUAAAAUGAAAUGUCAAUGAAAGAAAAAACUUCCUGCACAGAUGUUUCAAUUAAAAGCUUCCCAGUGGAUCAUAUUCCAUAAUUCUUCCUCGCUUUUCUUAGUAGGCUUUUUAUGUGAAAUAUCAGUGCAGGAAGUCUUUAGUUUCACUGACUGUAGCUUAACUAGAUAAAGAAAACAGCAAAGCAAAGGCAAAUUUAUUUGCGAAUGAUUUUAAAAAAGCAGUGUGGUAGCACUGAUGGAAUAAAUGCAAUUGAAAUGUACAUUAUGCUGAUCUGACCGUGUGAGUGCAGCUACAAACUGUCCCCAGUGGUGCUGUGUGGCGGUGCAGCAAUGGUUCAGUACCAAAAUAAAAGUGACCCAUAACAGUGCUGUAUGGGGUUGUUCUCCUAUAAAUCAGUGAUCUCCCUGCCAGCUGUUGACGUGCCAAAUAAAAAAUGGCACCUCUGAAUGGGGCAGAGCCACAGAAACAUUCAAAGCCACGGUGCCUCUCAAAAACAAGUUAGCUACAGAAGGUGGCCGGGCAGCUCAGUCAGUCAACUGCCAGCAAGAGCAGUAACCUGUCACACAACAACAAGCAGCUGGCAUCAGCUGUAGCUCAUAACCUAUGAUCUAAAUAGCUUUGAUUGGUUGAGUCAUAUGUGAACAGGACACCUUCCUCUGUUGUGGAAAUCAUCUUUAUGCUUCAUCAUGGCUUCAAUGGUUUGUUAGCUCAGCCAGAGGUUCCUAAUGACUGUAAUUAUAAUGUGGUCGUUGUUGGUAGGUUGGGGGCUGUACGUUGUACGUUGUUCUUGGUAAAAUUUCAAAUUGGCAAAGCUUAAAAAGCAGAUUAUUUACUUUCUCCAAGCCGCGGAUUGAUGUCCUGUGGCGGAUUAUGGGAUGUCUGUUCAGUAUUGCAGCUGAUACACAUAUACUGUAUGAUUGGAGCUUUGAACAGCAACUUCAGGCUUUUAACAGGAAGUGUUUAAACCAUGUAUUGUGUUUGGAAUUGGCAUUGCUUUGCUGCUGUAUCGUGGAUAAUAAGAAAGGUGUCUUGUAUUUCAUGCUUCGUGUUUAUUAAGACAGGCAUAACUAUCCUCAUGGUAGGUAUACAGGUGAAUACUUCUGACCAAGGAAACACCAUCUUUUGUCUUACUUUAUUUUUUCGUUUUGUUGUAAAGACCCUAUUAUCUGAAACCUUUUUAAUAGGAAUUUAGAAGAGGAGGCUGGAGUAGUUCUAUAUUUUUCUUACUGUCAACAAAAGCCAUUAAUGCGUUAUUUUGUCUUAGUCCACAGUGUUUCCUACUGAUGAUGUAAAUCUUAAAAAACUGCUCACAAACAUAGUGGUUACAUUUUUUGUUUAAAGGUUCAGUAAUUUCCUAAAACAGCUGGGCAUUGUAGUUUUUACUGAACACAACUCAAAGAGACAGAAAUAGUUUAUUUGCGUGGGACUAUUUACAGCUGUGGAUUAAUCACAUUUGGUGAUCUAGUGCGGUGGUUUUCAGCCUUAGGUCACAGACCCCAUGUGAUUAGAUUUUGCUUUGGGGACCUCCAUCUGAAAAUAUUUUGGUUUGUUAGAUAUGAUUAACACCAAAUUUUUAUAGUUGUCUUCAACAGUUGAGGAGAGAAUGGUGGAGGAAGCAAAACCUCUGACCAAAAUAGUCACUCUUAUGACUCUCUUAUGAUGUCGUAUCCACGUGCUUCUCGGUUAGUCCCAAUUUCCCAGUUUGAAAGUGGUUUUUCCGAUUGUGGUGUGUUCAUGAGCUUUAAAUCGUAAUGUAGAAACAACAUGGGCGCUACAUACAGGAUGCGAUGCAUUUCAUUGCUUAGAGCAUUUAAACAGCACAUUGAUUAUAGUUUGAACCUUUACAUUACAAAGUGAAUUUGGCUCAGAUUUACUGCUGCACCAGUACAUCCCCUAAAACCACUAAUAUAUUGCCUUAACUGACUAAUGCUAAUAAAUAACUUUUCCAACUAAUCUAGGUCACUCUACAUAAACAGCAACUAAUUACACAUGAGCAAUAAAUUGACAUGCAAUAUAUAAAUUCAUAAAAAGUUCAUUACCAUCAACUGAACAUUUACUUUCAUCCCCUGUUUUCUUGCAUAUAACAACUCUAAAUUUUUUUGCCAACUUUCAGAGUUGUUGUUCCAACUUGAGAGGGUGUUUGCAUGAAUUUUCCCAGUCGUGCACUAAUUUUUCACAUUAUUCUGACAACACAUGAAUACAGGGUGACCCACAUCGAGCUGACUUUCAUAGUGAAUUAAAUAGUGAAUAUAAAUUAUUCCCCAUUUUUCUGUGGACCCUCUGAAACUCUCUCAAUGACCCCUUGGGGUUUGGAACUACUGCUCUAGUGAGUAUUUACAGCAGAAGUAUUGUGUGUGGGAUUGAGUCACAAUUAGCAAUAGUGUGUGUGAGGAAACAUGCCACUCAGUGCAGCAGUGUGACUCACUGAUGUGUUUUUGAUAGUUUCUGGACAACAAUGGAGCUCUGUGGCACAGAGAAAGAAGAUAUAUUAAGCUUUAGAUACACACAAAAUACUUAUUAAUAGGAUCAAUUUGUUGUUGGCUUUGGUUGUGCAAUGGUAUUUGUUGACCGAAAGAGAAGUAUAGAAUAUCACCAGACUUCAGGAUUUCUGUUUCCACAGUUGCUUCACACCAUCAUUAUGAUUGUUGUUGAACUGUUUCCUGUGUGCUGCUGGUGCGUGUUAUGAAUGUGGUGUAUUGUUUUGCCAUAUAGGCCAAACAUUUUGUUGUUGUUGUUUUUUUUUUACUUUAGUUUUGGUAGCCAGUCACUUUUUAAAGCCGGUUAACUGUUGCACUCACUCUCACAGCCUUUAGCUGUUAGAGUUUCAUAAUUGAGUUUUAUGAUUAAAUGAGAUUCAGAAAAAAAUCAACUUAAAAAUGUAUGAAACAUAACUCAUGACUUGUGAUUUAGUGUGUGAGUAACAUGACGUGAUCAGUAUUGAUCUACCACAGCUGUGCUGUAGUUUGAGUUAACCUUUUUUGUACUUGAUGCCUCUCUGUGUUGAAAAUUGUGUCUUAUUGCUUCGUCUUACAUCCUCCUGCUGUUGCUCACACCCCCUCAUGUCAGUGAAGCAGCUGUCGUGCCUUUCUGCUUUCUCGUGUAUGCAGCAGUGCGUCUGUUUCAUAACUGCCUAUCAGUUGAAAACCAUUCAGUCCUCAGCAGCAGUGUCGUGGCUAAACGAUGAAGGCCAACAGUGAAUGUAAGUGUACUUCAAUGGCUCUGCGUGAAUGUGUUAACUCACUUAAACAUUUCCUCAACAAGGUACUAAUGAUUUUAGAUUUGCGUGACUUUAUAAAGACAAGAUACUAAAGAUCAGUUCAUUAGGGACCAAUGACGCUUGCCCUUCAAGCAAGCAUACAAUCUUACGUCAGCAUGCUCUGCAAAGACACCACUGUUGUUCCCAAUGUGAAUGUACCUGCACCAAAUGUCUGUACGUCUGUUUCAAUUUAUACAGUAACCACUGGUGUAAGUGAUCAGCUUUUCUGUGCACUUGUCUGUCUGGUGCAGUUUUAGUGCUUUGAGAUGCACAUCAUCUGCCUCGUUGUGAAUUGGUGGCAUACGCUACUUUGUAGAACAGGUUAGUAGAGAUGAGAGCUGUGUUUUAUAUAAAUAUAAAUGUGAUUUAUAUCGGUGUUCACUGUGAUCAUGUCGUAGUUUCAGAUUUACUCAAGAGUGUUAUCUUUCUAAACUGGAAAAUCAUCACUUGGAAAAAAAGAUGUGACAUUUCCUCAGACAUGAUAAUGGUUUGGAAUAUCAGGCAUUUAAAAUGAGGUAACAUUUGGGGUUUUUGUCUCUCCUCUGAAAAGGAAUAUCUCACAUUCCAGCUCCUUGAAUACAUCUAGCAUUAGGUUGAAAAACGUUUAAAGUGGGACUAAAAUAAUAUGGGGUAUCCAAUUUCACAUUUUAUAAACACUCAGUCUUAAAUGCUGCCAUUUUAAAACUGGUAAAGCAAACUGUGGUCCUGUUGCUUUCUUGUUGUGCAGCAGUGAAAAAUGUGUCCAUAUGUCAUCUAUUUAUUUGUGCUACAUUUGGCAACAUAGUUUGAAUUCAGACAAGGGUUUCUCCAGGUUAUUGUUAGUUAUUUUCUCCCUAUUAAAAUGCUUCUGGAUUUGUAAAAAUGGAGUAAAGAGUAGACUAUUGUCCAGUAACUUUUCUGUCUUGAUUGUGCAGUGGGUGAUACCUCAGGCUAUUUUGGUAGCUUAUUAUUUUGUUAUCUUGUCAAAUGCACAUUCACUCCUACAGCAUAUAGUACGAUCAAAUACCAUCAUAUAUCCUACAGACAGACGUCAACACAGACAGAGAUUUCUCCCUUCUUUUUGAGAGCUUACUUUUCUUGUUUCUGAGCAUUUUAGCAUUUAAAUCAAAGCACACUUACUAAAAAUCAUCUGCUCCACUCACUGGGAUUGAUGGCUGUAAACAUCCAUUUGGCAAAUGCUGUGCAGGUGCCUGAAUUUAAGCUGAAAACACAGAAUGGGCUCUCAGUUCAAUUUACUGAAAAUAAGUCAGUCAAAACAAAUUCCUUUUUAGAAUCAAGUUUUCAACAGAAUUUUUUUUUGCGCAUUGGGGAAGUUUAUUCCAUUGUAGAUCCUGUGAUGUUUCAAGCACAUAGCUCUUGCAUUAAUUAAACUGGAGUACAACACCGCAGUAUGACAUGACUUAUGACAACCAACAUUGAACUCUAUGAGACUAUGAAAUUCAGUGUCAAAGCUGGCCAUUGUUGAAAAGUUAUCACAACCUGAGUGUUAGUAGUGUUUUUUAUUAUUUUAGAGAUGGCUGUGAAAAUGAUCUUACAUUGGUUGUUUGUAUUCACUAUCAUUUUACUGGCCAAGUAAUGAUAAAUGUCUUAAACAUGGCCAUUUCCACUGUUUAUCUGUUAAUAUAGAAGUAAAAAUCAUAUUAAAUGUUACUACUAUUUAUAAGUGCUUUACAGUCUGGUAACCCUAUCAGUUUCCUUUCUUCUGCUUCUGCCUAGAGUGACUUUAAAACCUGUAACCUCCCGCUAGCUGGUCCUUGUUGUGCAGAACUAGUUAGUCCUCUGACCUUCGCUAAUAUCCUGUAACGGGCAGUCAGGUGAAAGAAGUGUAAAUGUACCAUAUCUGAGGGAAAGUUUCUUUAGUUUAUUGUUUUCUGGUGAGGCUCCGGUGUGGAAGAGUAUUUUCUCCUCAGGUUUAAGCAUUAUUGUGUCAAAACUGAUUGCUUUGAUGUUUUUAUAUUUCUCACAUUUUUAUCUGAUGUCAUUGUAAAUGGGCAAACUGUGCAAUUUUUGGCACUAUUGUUGUUGGAAUAAAACCAAGAAAAAUAAA
Molecule: messenger RNA, 9461 nt
Organism: Epinephelus lanceolatus (giant grouper)
Lineage: Eukaryota; Metazoa; Chordata; Actinopteri; Perciformes; Serranidae
Gene: pgap1
Product: post-GPI attachment to proteins inositol deacylase 1
Biological process (GO): endoplasmic reticulum to Golgi vesicle-mediated transport; GPI anchor metabolic process
Cellular component (GO): endoplasmic reticulum
Molecular function (GO): phosphatidylinositol deacylase activity
Source: RefSeq, a predicted model, not a curated record